AUGAAAAUAAGUGCAUCAAGUCCUCAACAACAAGCAAUUGUUCGUUCAUUUCUUCAACAAUAUGAUUAUGCUUUAUCGAUUAUGGAACGUGAGUGUUCAUAUCAUCCGACUGCUGCAAAUUAUCGUAUGCUUGGAACAUUACUUUGUUCAAAUAGUAUAACCAAUCAAACAGCUGAACUUCAUGGUGCUUAUUUGGAUUUAAGUAAAUGUCUUAUACAACUUAAACGUUAUUCACAAGCGAUUGAACAAUUAACUACACUUUCAAAAAUUCAACAACCAAAUCAAAAUGCUGAAGCUUAUUUACAACGUGGGAUUGCGAAAAUGAGAAUGUUUGCAAAAUUUAGUGCUCAAGAAUUAGCGAAAUUGUCAUCAAAUCGACGACCAUUAUUGGAUAUUAAUAAAGCACCCGUUAUCGAACCAAAUAAUGCUGAAGCAUAUCUUGCACAUAAUGCCCAUUGUGAACGUUGUUCUAAAGGUGUAUUAAAUUGUAAUGAAGCAAUUCGUUUAAGCUCAAAUCUUGUUCGUGUGUAUCUAUAUCGUGAUUGUUUAAAAUAUUCUAUUCGUCUAUAUGAUCAUGUUAUUAAUGAUUUAACAAAAGCAUUAAUAAUAGAUCCAUCGUGUUCGCAUGCAUAUUAUAAUGGUGCAUUAUGUUAUAUACGUCGAGGAAAUCUUUCUUUGGCAUUUAAAGAUUUUGCUAUUGUUCUAUGUCUUGCAUCAACAGUAACAAAUAGUAAUACUCAUUAUUAG
Molecule: messenger RNA, 747 nt
Organism: Rotaria sp. Silwood2
Lineage: Eukaryota; Metazoa; Rotifera; Eurotatoria; Philodinida; Philodinidae
Source: the annotation of a GenBank genome assembly